GGAAAGUGGAGGGCGAGGGGCCCGAGUGGCACGGGCACUUGACAGCACUUUCCGUGGCCCCGGAGGCGCGGGGCUGUGGGGUGGCUUCUUUGCUGCUGCAGCAGCUGGAAGAAGUUUGCUGCUGCGUCUACAAGUGCUGCUUCCUGGACCUUUUUGUGCGCGUCAGCAACUUUGCUGCUGUUUGCUGCUACUCCAAAAGGGGCUACAAAGUGCAUGCAACCAACAAGGGCUACUACUGCGGCUCCGAAGACGCGCUCGACAUGCGCCUCUUUUUCCCCGCAAACCAGCAGCAGCAGCAGCAGCAGCAGCAGCAGCAGCAGCAGCAGCAGCAGCAGGAGCGGGGCAGGCGCAGGAAGGGGAAACGUUGA
Messenger RNA from Eimeria tenella, 368 nucleotides. RefSeq names its product N-acetyltransferase 5, putative. Gene Ontology annotation, molecular function: protein-N-terminal amino-acid acetyltransferase activity. Lineage: Eukaryota; Apicomplexa; Conoidasida; Eucoccidiorida; Eimeriidae. The record is from RefSeq and is a predicted model, not a curated record. Gene Ontology annotation, cellular component: NatB complex. The transcript has a single exon. Gene Ontology annotation, biological process: N-terminal peptidyl-methionine acetylation. The annotation marks the transcript as partial.